Culex pipiens pallens (northern house mosquito) is the source of this 1262-nucleotide messenger RNA. It is a transcript of the gene cpb, whose product is annotated as F-actin-capping protein subunit beta. The transcript is spliced from 3 exons. Gene Ontology annotation, cellular component: cytoplasm; F-actin capping protein complex. The coding region runs from base 157 to 984 and encodes 275 amino acids. Gene Ontology annotation, molecular function: actin filament binding. The record is from RefSeq and is a predicted model, not a curated record. Gene Ontology annotation, biological process: negative regulation of filopodium assembly; actin cytoskeleton organization; cell morphogenesis. NCBI's taxonomy places the organism in Eukaryota, Metazoa, Arthropoda, Insecta, Diptera, Culicidae.
CGUUUCGUUCCAAACGUCAAAAGUGGAUGACUCGAUUUGUGACAAUUCAAAUCGCAAAAUUUUUCAGAGUUCAAAGUUUUUAAUAAAUAAUUGCAAAUAGUGACCAGUUGUUCAAGUUUUUCCGAUAGAAGAUAAACACAGAGCGUCGUACGCAACAUGACCGAACAGCAGAUGGACUGUGCCCUGGAUCUGAUGAGACGGCUCCCCCCGCAGCAGAUCGAGAAGAACCUGAUCGAUCUGAUCGACCUGGCCCCGGCCCUGUGCGAGGACCUGCUGACCUCGAUCGAUCAGCCGCUCAAGAUCGCGAAAGACAAGGAAACGGGCAAGGACUAUCUGCUGUGCGAUUACAACCGCGACGGUGACUCAUACCGCUCGCCGUGGUCCAACACGUACGACCCGCCCCUGGAGGACGGUUCGAUGCCGUCGGAGCGGCUCCGCAAGCUCGAGAUUGAAGCGAACCAUGCCUUUGACCAGUACCGCGAGAUGUACUACGAGGGUGGCGUGUCCUCGGCCUACCUGUGGGACCUGGACCACGGCUUUGCCGGGGUCAUCCUGAUCAAGAAGGCGGGCGAGGGCAAUCAGAAGACCAAGGGCUGCUGGGACUCGAUCCACGUCGUCGAGGUCCAGGAGAAGAGCUCCGGCCGGACCGCCCACUACAAGCUCACGUCGACGGCCAUGCUGUGGCUGCAGACGCACAAACAGUCGUCCGGAACCAUCAACCUGGGCGGCAGUUUGACCAGACAGAUCGAGCAGGACGCGCCGGUCAGCGAGAGCAGCCCCCACAUCGCCAACAUCGGGCGCAUCGUCGAGGACAUGGAGAACAAGAUCCGCAACACGCUGAACGAGAUCUACUUUGGCAAAACCAAAGACAUAGUCAACGGGCUGCGCAGCAUCCAGUCGCUGGCCGACACCAACCAGCAGGCCGCGAUGAAGAAGGACCUGGCGGCGGCUCUGCUACGGCGUACCGGCAAGGGCGAGAACUAAGGCGCGGCUCUCUCUCUCUCCCUUUUAUUCUAUUCUAACAAAAAAAAAGCAGAAGCGCGAGCAGGAUGGAACACAACCGAUAAUGAUAAUGAUGAUGUUUUCGAAUUAUAUGAUUUUUCCUUUUCUUUUAUUAAUCAAUCGUGUGCUAAAGAAGACGAAACGAACGAACAAGACGAAGACAAACAAAAACACAGUAGAAAAGCAGAACAAUGUAUCCCCGCAUCAUGGAAAAACCUUUUUUCGAAAUAAAUUUUUCACAGUUAAUUAACCGGAAGAAA